This is a messenger RNA of Saimiri boliviensis boliviensis (Bolivian squirrel monkey), 1074 nucleotides long. RefSeq names its product olfactory receptor family 5 subfamily BS member 1 (gene OR5BS1). The record is from RefSeq and is a predicted model, not a curated record. Gene Ontology annotation, cellular component: membrane. Gene Ontology annotation, molecular function: G protein-coupled receptor activity; olfactory receptor activity. Lineage: Eukaryota; Metazoa; Chordata; Mammalia; Primates; Cebidae. Gene Ontology annotation, biological process: G protein-coupled receptor signaling pathway.
AUGACCACAGUCACUGUGUUUGUUCUCCUAGGACUGUCCAGCAACCCUCAGGUCCAGGCGCUGCUCUUUGUUCUGUUCCUGGUGGUUUACCUCUUCACUCUCCUGGGGAACCUGCUGAUGCUGCUGGUGAUCAGUACUGAUCCCCACCUCCACACCCCCAUGUACUUCUUCCUGAGACACCUCUCCUUCCUGGAUGCUUUCUAUUCCUCAAUUAUUGUACCUAAACUGCUAGAGAACCUUCUUUCUAAGGGGAAGACAAUAUCCUUCCUUGAGUGUUUCACCCAGAUUUCCCUGGUCAUAUGCUCUGGAGCUACUGAGGCUUGCCUCCUUUUGGUCAUGGCCUAUGACCGGUUUCAGGCUGUAUGUCAUCCACUGUUGUAUGUGGUGGUUAUAAACAGGAGGGUGUGUGCUGGCCUGGUGGGGACGUCCUGGGCCAUAGGAAUGGGGACUGGCCUAAUUAACACCCUCCUCCUGGCUCAGCAGCACUUCUGUGGCCCUAACCUCAUCCGCAGUUUUGCCUGUGAGCUUCCUCCAGUGCUCUCAUUGACCUGUUCUGACCCCUGCGCUAGCAUCACCUCCAUCCUCACCACCAUGGCAGUCCUGGGCCUUGGCACCCUUGUCCUUUUGCUGGGUUCCUACAGCCGUAUCAUCAUUACAGCCCUGAGGAUCAACUCUGCCGCAGGUCGGAGCAAGAUCUUCUCCACCUGCUCUUCUCAUUUCCUCGUGGUCACAAUCUUUUAUAGUUCAGGAAUUUUCAGGUAUAUGACUCCAGCAUCUGGCUCAGCCCUAGAGCAAGUACUGUCUGUGCAGUACAGUGUGAUAACGCCCCUGCUGAACCCCCUCGUCUACAGCCUGAAGAACCAAGAAGUAAAGGUGGCUCUGAGGAAGAUACUAGCCAGGAAGUCCAAGCUUCCCUUGCAGUCCAGCACCCCUGCCUCAGCAGGAGAAAACGUUAUGGGGAGAAGAGGAGGGAGGAAGAGCUGUCACCACUCGGCUGUCUCAGCAUUCAUCUUUCCAAAACAGAGACCUUCGUUUCUCUUCCUCGAGUGCCCUGCUCCCAGCCAAGGGCAAUAA